AUGCUGUCCUUGCUGUUCUUCGGCGUGUGCAGCGCUCUGUCUCUGGUUAUCAGCUCAGAUUCAUGCAACGAUGUUAGUAUGCAAAAUGAGACGCCUUCAGUAGACCAGCCUUUUGCUUUUAAUUGCACAUACCCUCCUCUAACAACUGGGAAAGUCCAUGUAACAUGGUAUAAAUAUCCUAACAGAACCCCAAUAUCCAAAAAUACACAGUCUAGAAUUCACCAGUACCAAAAUUGGAUUUUGUUUCUCCCCUUGGCACUGGGAGACUCUGGGAUCUACCAAUGUGUUAUAAAUGAUACAAACAUGUGUCAUAACAUACAUGUAAACCUAACUGCUUUAAAAAAACAAUGGUGUGGCCCUUCCAGAAAAAGUCAACUGGAUUUAUCAGAUGAGUAUAAACAAAUAUUACAUGUUGGAAAAGAUGACAGCCUUACAUGUCAUCUGAACUUCCCCAAGAGUUGGAAUUUGGAUUCAAUAGAAUGGUAUAAGGACUGUAAAGAGAUUAAAGGAGAGCGGUUUACUCCUUUGAGAAUGAAGCUUUCAGUGAAUAAUGUUUCCGCAGAUGACAGAGGGAACUAUGCGUGUCUAGCAAGACUGACACAUGCAGGCAGACAGUACAGUGUUUUAAAUAGCAUUACGGUGACCACCACAGAAAAAGCUGUAUUUGGAGGAAGAAUCCCUAAAAUCAUUUACCCAAAAAACAACUCAAUUGAAGUAAAACCUGGCUCCACCCUAAUUAUCGACUGCAACAUAACAGACACGAAGGGGAAUACAAAUCUGAGGUGCUGGAGAGUCAACAACACUUUGGUGGAUGUUUACUAUAGUGAAUCCAAACGAAUCAGAGAAGGCUUCGAAAACUGUACUUAUUUUAAGGAUCAUAAUUUUUAUACGAUGAAUAUAACCUUUCUGGAAGUGAAAAUGGAAGAUUAUGGCCUCCCUUUUACAUGCCAUGCUGGAGUAUCUGCAGCUUACUUUAUAUUAAAACUCCCAGAUCCAGAUUUUCGAGCUUAUUUGCUAGGUGGACUUCUCAUCUUGACAGGUGUGAUGGCCACUGUUGUGUGUAUCCACAACAUUUUUAAGAUUGACAUUGUACUUUGGUAUCGAAGUGCCUUCCGUUCUACUCGAGCCACAGAAGAUGGGAAAUUGUAUGAUGCAUAUGUCCUAUACCCCAAGACUCAAAGAGAAACUCAGAGCCAUGAUAUGGAUACACUGGUGUUAAAGAUCCUGCCUGGGGUGCUGGAAAGGCAAUGUGGAUAUAAGCUAUUCAUUUUUGGUAGGGAUGAAUUUCCUGGGCAAGCUGUGGCCAGUGUCAUUGAUGAAAACAUUAAACUUUGCAGGAGACUGAUCAUAGUCUUAGCACCUGAUUUGCUGAGCUUUGACCUGUUAAACAACAUGUCAGAAGAACAAAUUGCAGUCUAUAAUGCUCUCAUCCAAGAUGGAAUGAAGGUCAUUCUGAUUGAAUUGGGGAAGAUCAAGGACUACACAGUCAUGCCAGAGUCAAUCCAGUACAUCAAACAGAAGCACGGGGCCCUCCAGUGGAGCAGGGACUCCAUAGAGCAGUCCCAGUGUGCAAAGACCAAGUUUUGGAAAAAAGUCAGAUACCACAUGCCGCCCAAAAGGUACCCGCCAUCUUCUCCUACCCAGUUGCUGAAGCACAUGCCCUGUGACCUCACGGCAGGUUAG
This is a messenger RNA of Condylura cristata (star-nosed mole), 1683 nucleotides long. RefSeq names its product interleukin 1 receptor-like 2 (gene IL36R). Bases 1 to 1683 code for a protein of 560 amino acids. Gene Ontology annotation, molecular function: interleukin-1, type I, activating receptor activity. Gene Ontology annotation, biological process: regulation of inflammatory response; signal transduction. NCBI's taxonomy places the organism in Eukaryota, Metazoa, Chordata, Mammalia, Eulipotyphla, Talpidae. The record is from RefSeq and is a predicted model, not a curated record. The transcript is spliced from 10 exons.